This is a messenger RNA of Anthonomus grandis grandis, 1424 nucleotides long. It is a transcript of the gene Kr-h2, whose product is annotated as Krueppel homolog 2. Gene Ontology annotation, biological process: endoplasmic reticulum tubular network organization; membrane organization. Bases 210 to 989 code for a protein of 259 amino acids. NCBI's taxonomy places the organism in Eukaryota, Metazoa, Arthropoda, Insecta, Coleoptera, Curculionidae. The record is from RefSeq and is a predicted model, not a curated record. Gene Ontology annotation, cellular component: endoplasmic reticulum; membrane. The transcript has 5 exons.
CACAAUCAGUUGAGUUGAGUUGUCACUUGUAAUUGUGCAAAGUGUAAAGUGGAAAGUCGAGUUUCCUUUGCGUUUUUCCAACGUGAGGUGAUUCGCCGAUUUCAUUUUAAUUUUUAAACAGACCUAUAAAUUAUAAAACAAAAAUCUAUGUUAUUCGGUUAAAAGUAUCACUAGAACGUUUUAUAUUCUUAAAUAAAAACUUUUUAAUUAUGGCUGAAGCAACUAGCCCUCCACCACAGCCCCAAAGGGGCUUAAAUUUCAACGCCCUAAAAGAACACGCAAUUACCCACAAAAUUGAUUGUGGUCUUUGGGCUAUGCGUGUAUUAGUUAUUCUUUUUAGCACUGCAUACUUUAUCCCAAUAUUUGGAAAUGCUCAAAGCUGCUACUACAAAGUUCUAAUUGCUAAUGCAGCCAUCAGUGCCUUAAGAUUACAUCAGAGAUUGGGAAGGGUGCAGUUUUCUAGACAGUUUUUGGCUGAACUAAUUCAAGAGGACAGUGGACAUUAUUUGUUUUAUUCACUAAUAUUCAUCUAUGUUGCUCCGGCAACAUUGGUUCUUCUUCCAGUGUUACUGUUUGCCAUUCUUCAUGCUUCGAGUUAUUCUCUUACUUUAUUAGAUACUCUUGGACAAAACUCAUGGUGGGGAUGUCGACUUUUGAUUUCAUUUGUUGAGUUCCAGUCUUUAAACAUCCUCAAGUUGGUUGCCUUGAGUGAAAUUUUGCUGAUGCCUUAUGCAGUUGUUAUGGCACUCUCAGGUAGAGCUGGCAUACUGACUCCUUUCAUCUACUACAAUUUCCUUUCUCAACGUUACACAUCCAGGAGGAAUCCAUACACAAGAAACAUGUUCCAUGAACUGCGAAUAGUUAGCGAGAAUCUCGCGAAUAAACCGAACAUGCCGGAAAUAGUGCGCAAAGUUAUACUUAGCUGUAUCGCGUUUGUUAGUAGAUUAUCGCCGCCAGUAAUGCAGGCACCCCCAGCACAGGCUCAGUAAUAGUAAAAUGUAUUUGAAACAAAGUUUGUAUAGUUUUAAUUUCAGUUUGGAACAAAUUAUUAUUAUUUUUUUUUAAACAUGUAUUAUGUGGUGGGUAAGUUAGGCGUCUUGACAAUUUAGAACAAUUUGAUAUUUAUGUUUUGGGUUUUUUUCUUGUAAUGUUUAACACAUUUAUAUUAAUAAGUUCGUUUUUGAAGUAUGAAGUAACUGCAUGGUUAUAUUUUUUACUUUUCACGGGUCAUUGAUGUAGCAUCCGCACUGUUUUUAAUUCCGGUGAAUUUCAGUUGUUAAUUAUUUUGUUCCUUAGUGACUUACAUCAUGCUAUGUUGUUAUUAUUGUAAUGUUUUUAGUAAAAUUAUAAUAUGGUUUAUAAAUUACUGGUGGAGGAGAGAUUUGUAUUUUGAACUGUUUUUAUUAAACUUUUUACCUACACUA